GCCCCCAGUCGGGGCCAGGCCAGGCCAGCUCCCCUGGCAGCAGAGCCGGGGCAGGUGACGGGCGGGCGUCGCAGCUGAGGGAGCGAGGAGACGCCUGGGAACCGGAGCUGGAAGCCUAAAGAGGUCCAGUCAGAGCCCAAGAGCCCGAGCCACCCCUCCCGCUGCCCGCCAUGGGGGAGAUGGAGCAGCUGCGGCAGGAAGCAGAGCAGCUCAAGAAGCAGAUUGCAGAUGCCAGGAAGGCCUGUGCUGACACUACUCUGGCAGAGCUGGUGUCUGGCCUAGAGGUCGUGGGACGAGUGCAGAUGCGGACGCGGCGGACGCUAAGGGGACACCUGGCCAAGAUCUAUGCCAUGCACUGGGCCACCGACUCCAAGCUGCUGGUAAGUGCCUCGCAAGACGGGAAGCUGAUUGUGUGGGACACCUACACCACCAACAAGGUGCACGCCAUCCCGCUGCGCUCCUCCUGGGUCAUGACCUGUGCCUACGCCCCGUCGGGGAACUUCGUGGCAUGUGGGGGGCUGGACAACAUGUGCUCCAUCUACAGCCUCAAAUCCCGGGAGGGCAAUGUCAAGGUCAGCCGGGAGCUCUCUGCUCACACAGGUUAUCUCUCCUGCUGCCGCUUCCUGGACGACAACAACAUUGUGACCAGCUCCGGGGACACCACGUGUGCUCUGUGGGACAUCGAGACCGGGCAGCAGAAGACUGUGUUUGUGGGACACACGGGGGACUGCAUGAGCCUGGCCGUGUCCCCUGACUUCAAACUCUUCAUUUCGGGGGCCUGUGAUGCCAGCGCCAAGCUCUGGGACGUGCGGGAGGGGACCUGCCGGCAGACGUUCACGGGCCACGAGUCGGACAUCAAUGCUAUCUGCUUCUUCCCCAAUGGAGAGGCCAUCUGCACGGGCUCGGACGACGCCUCCUGCCGCCUGUUUGACCUGCGGGCGGACCAGGAGCUGACCACCUACUCCCACGAGAGCAUCGUCUGUGGCAUCACAUCCGUGGCCUUCUCCCUCAGCGGCCGCCUGCUCUUUGCGGGCUACGACGACUUCAAUUGCAAUGUCUGGGACUCCAUGAAGUGCGAGCGAGUGGGCAUCCUCUCUGGCCACGACAACAGGGUCAGCUGCCUGGGGGUCACAGCUGAUGGGAUGGCUGUGGCCACUGGUUCCUGGGACAGCUUCCUCAAAAUCUGGAACUGAGGAGGCUGGAGGACAGGGGGUAAAAGGCCACGAAGACACUCGGCUGCCCUCUCCCCUGCCCGAUUUCUUUAAGAUUUUCUCUUCUACCCUGCAGCCGCCCUUCCUGCCCAGCUUUCCCCUUUGAGGGCGUGGGGAGUAUGGGGAGAGUGCCUUUGGGAGGCAACACCAGGGACAUGAGUGGGGAACUGCCCCAUCUCCUCCCAUGGCCUCCCCUUCUCCAUGGUCCUGACAGCUUCUCCACCCUUGGCAGGCCUAGCAGGCUUCCCACUGAGGCCACAGGCCCUAGGAUUCCCCCACCCCCAGAGCCACCACCUUUGUCUAGACCCGAGUGGCGCAGGGCCCUCAGCUCUGGCACUACUAGGGUCCUGGCCCCCUUCUCCUUCGUACUUCCUCCUUUGUCUACCUUCUUGCCUCUCCUAAAGCACUGGCAAUAAAGUAGUGCCCUGGUAUGUCUGUGA
Messenger RNA from Globicephala melas (long-finned pilot whale), 1651 nucleotides. It is a transcript of the gene GNB3, whose product is annotated as G protein subunit beta 3. Gene Ontology annotation, biological process: G protein-coupled receptor signaling pathway. The record is from RefSeq and is a predicted model, not a curated record. Gene Ontology annotation, molecular function: protein binding; signaling receptor complex adaptor activity. Gene Ontology annotation, cellular component: heterotrimeric G-protein complex; cytoplasm. NCBI's taxonomy places the organism in Eukaryota, Metazoa, Chordata, Mammalia, Artiodactyla, Delphinidae.